GAGAUUUCCUCAACAGUUAUCUCAUCUACUUAUCAGAACGCUCCCUUUCUCCUCUCGUGAUCCUCCAACCGCACUCCUUCAAUGAGAACAACUACAACAACGGCACCACGCACCCACCUUUCUGUUCUCAUGAGUACUCGUCACCUCCUCCUCCGCUGCCAUGCCAUCUCCACCCCACAACGGCGGCGGUGACGCCCAUCCUCCCCAACGCCGCCACCACCUCAACUUGCUCAUCUUGCUCCUCCGCCUCGUCACCUUCGGCUUCUCCCUGGCCGCGGCCAUCUCCAUCGUCACCAAUUCCUCCCCCUCCUGGCUCCGCUUCCAAUCCUUCCGGUUCGUCUUCGCCGCGAACGUGAUCGUGGCCGCCUACUCCCUCUUCGAGAUGUGCGCCUCCGUCCACGAGAUCCUCAAGGGCGCCACCCUCUUCCCGGAGCCCAUGCAACUCUGCUUCGACUUCACCCACGACCAGGUGUUCGCGUACAUGGUGGUGGCGGCCGGCGCAGCAGGGGCUGCGGACGCGCGGCGGCUGAGGGCGGGGGGAGCGUGCGCGGCGGAGGGCGGCUUCUGCGUGCUGGCGGACGUGGCGGUGGCGCUGGGGUUCGCGGGGUUCGCGUUUCUGGCGCUCGCGUCGCUCGUCACCGGGUUCCGGCUCGCCUGCUACGUCACCACCGGCUCCGGUCUCCACAUCUGGUGAUGUCUAAGUGUUUGACCUCGACAUUUAUGUUGGUCAAACCACAACAACAGAAACAUGGAAAGAAACAACAUGAACAAUCGUCUGCUUCACACCAUGUUGAACUUUGCAUGGGGAAAUAAGUAGAUGCAAGCAGGCGGAGAGGAAGUCUUAAAAAGACAGCUUCAUCAACCUCGUUUGGUGCGCCACACCACACUGCUGUUGGGAAAGUGAUUGGGUUGGUGUGGCACAGCUUUCAUGAGAGAAUAAGGAAGCCAAGCCAAGCCUCCUCUCACCUAUCAACACUUCAUGAUCUCCCUCUUUUUGCUUCCA
This is a messenger RNA of Musa acuminata AAA Group (dessert banana), 1003 nucleotides long. Its product is annotated as CASP-like protein 4C1. Lineage: Eukaryota; Viridiplantae; Streptophyta; Magnoliopsida; Zingiberales; Musaceae. The coding region runs from base 161 to 694 and encodes 177 amino acids. The record is from RefSeq and is a predicted model, not a curated record. The transcript is spliced from 4 exons.